This is a messenger RNA of Postia placenta MAD-698-R-SB12, 603 nucleotides long. RefSeq lists its product as hypothetical. The transcript has 4 exons. The record is from RefSeq and is a predicted model, not a curated record. Lineage: Eukaryota; Fungi; Basidiomycota; Agaricomycetes; Polyporales; Adustoporiaceae. Bases 1 to 603 code for a protein of 200 amino acids.
AUGCUCCUUGUGCGAGCAAUGGCGAGCGGGCAGCUUUUCGACGUCACGAGGGAGGUCAAGUCCGACCACGACAACGUCCGCGAUCUCUUUGCGCGAUACCAAUCCACUAACGACCGCACCAUGAAGACCGCCAUUGCAAACACUCUAGUGCGCGAGAUGGAGAUCCACAACGACGCAGUGGACAUAUCGGUCUACAACUACUAUGAGACCGCCGGGAUGGGCGACAUGGCGUCGCAGAACAAAGCGGAGCUCAUGAAGGUGCGGGAAUACGCGUUGAAGGCCGAGGCGACGCCCCUGUCAGAGGAGUACGACAGAGCCCUGGAGAAAGCGUUCCGCGUGUUCGAUGACCAUGCACAGGACGAGGAGCAACGUCAGCAUCCGCUCUUGAAGAAGAAGCUGUCGGCGGAGGACAACGACAAGAUUGCGCGCUCAUUCCUGAAGGCGCGCAAAACCGUUGCGCCGCGUCCGCGCCCUCUGACGCCCCAGAUGACCAACGUCGCCGAGAAGGCACAGGAGCUCCGAGGCAGGGCCCAUAGUGAGGUCGGCGAGGAACCAACAAAUCGCAUGUUUGUGGACGUCAAGCAUGCCCAUCCUACGAUAUGA